UGAAUCGUUGCGAGUAUUCUCUGAAAUGGAAUGGCCGACUCACAACCGUUUAUUUAUUAUGAAACAAAUAACCGGACCAGCACUAGCGUGUGUCAGUAAAAAUAUUUUGUCGUUCAUUGACGACGUUCGCACAAUUGCACCGAGUUUUCAGUAAAAGGAGGUGUGUUGUUUAGCUGAGUGAUUUGUUUGCUUCCAAAGUGAUAAUAUCGUGGAUCGGAGUAAGUUUACGUUAUUUAGUUGCUGUUAUUACAAAAAUGAACGGCCACACCAACGGUAUUAAUGCUGUUCAAUCACAAGCCACUUGUUCACGUAAUCCUCACAGAAGGACAUUUGAUAACGACGACGAAUUUCAAGAAACCGAUGGAACUCCUGUAGGAGCCGACGACAAUUCCGUUAGAUACCCAGAUGGCACUGUCCGAUUGCGUAACCCUAACAUUGAACUCAUGGACCAAGAUAUUCUCUACCAUUUGGCCCUUGGGAGCGGCUCCCAUGAUCUUGUUGAGAUGUUUGGAGACGUCAAGUUUGUGUGCAUGGGCGGAACACCGAAACGCAUGGAACAAUUCGCAUACACAAUCAUGGCGGAGAUAGGGCACAAGUUGCCUUGUGGAACUACACUGCAAGACAUCAGUCAUUUUUCUUACAGAUACUCCAUGUAUAAAGUUGGCCCGGUACUUUCUAUAAGUCACGGUAUGGGCAUACCUUCCGUCGGAAUCCUGCUUCACGAAGUCAUAAAGUUGAUGUACCACGCGAAAGUCCGUGAUCCUGUGUUCUUCAGAAUCGGAACAUGUGGUGGUAUAGGCUACGAAGGCGGUACGGUUGUUAUUUCUGAUGAAGCCGUCGAUGGAGCCCUGAGGAAUGUUCUAGAACUGACAGUUUUAGGAAAAAUAGUUCAGCGUCCAGCGAAACUGGAUCGGCGAUUAGUUAGGGAGCUGAAAGCACUGGCCGAUCCCGAAGACCCCUACGACACCGUGACCGGCAAAACAAUGUGCACGUACGAUUUCUAUGAAGGACAAGGUCGUUUAGAUGGUGCCUUUUGUGAUUUCACCGAAACUGAUAAGAUGGAGUACUUGGAGAGCAUCCACAAAGCCGGCGUUGUUAACAUUGAGAUGGAGUCCCUCUCUUUCGCCGCCCUCACUCAUCACGCGGGCAUUAAGGCAGCUGUCGUCUGCGUUACUGUUUUAGACAGAUUGAAGGGUGAUCAGGUUUUAGCUCCUAAAGAAGUUUUGGAUGAGUGGCAACAGCGUCCCACGAAGCUAGUUUGCCGUUACAUUAAAAGGUAUCUUCAGGUGAAGGGAAAAAUCUCUUUAGAUGGUCACGGUUCCAUUGCCGUGAAGAGUCCCCGCCGGUUCAAGCUUGUGCAGCAGGAAUCUGAGACAUAUGAUUAAAACUAUAACACUGUUCAUCGAAUCGUUACGGCCACGAAUACAUUUAAGUCGUUUGCAUAAAAUAUUAUCAAGAUCUUGUCAGAAUUAAAAAUGUAUGUCUUUGUUUCAACAGCAGAAAUGUUAGUACAUGAAAAAGCUGAAAUCUUUGUUACAGUAUUUUUGUGGGGUCCCUAAAAUUUUAAUAUUUCAAAUGGUCCAUUAAUAUUGGUCCUGGUUCUUAUAUUGUAUAAGCCCGCUGCGCUGAAUUAACUUGAAUCAGUGCAAGCUAAGUUUUAUAAAAAAAAAUAACUGGAAUAGUAACUGAGAUGUAUUUGUUGAUGAAUGCUUCCCAAAAAUAUAUCGUAUUGUCUUGAAAAGUCGGUAAUUUAGCGGACUUCUAAGAAUUAUUCGAAACAUUAAAUAAUAAUGUGUUGACCUGAUCUUGAAAUUGUAUCGCAAAUAAAUAUCUCAGUAAAUUGUUUAUAUCUCUACUAUUUAUUUUAUCAUAACGCAAGUAGAUGACGAGCUGUCGAAGCUUGACGAUAUGAGCUAUAUUUUGAUGUUCGAGAUUGUUCCAAUGUCUACUUGGUUAAUUAUUGAAUAUUUGGCGCGUAGUAAUUAGUAUACACCAAAAAACAAGAAGGCCUAUGUAGACCGAAAAUAUCAAAUUGCCAAAUAUCAUUAAAUAUAUGUUUUUUUUAAUGUUCUACAAAUGCUUAUUCUUAAAAUCUUAUUCUUAAAAUUGCAAAUUUUUACAACACCUUACUCCUUCAUUAUUUGAUUUGUUUUACUCCGCAGACAAAACUUGACUGCUAAAUUUCAAAUCGCAGUAUUUAUUAAAUUUUAUUGUUUAAAAUAGUAAAUUUCAUUUGUUUCCCGAAUCGAAUACGUUACUUAAUUAUCAAUCUGCAAUUAUUUUAGUUUGAUUUGUGGUGAUUUAAAUAUUAUAAUUUUUUUGUGUAAUUAUGAUGAUCUAUUUAAUUUCAAUACAAACUAUUACUAAGCAAAUCCUUUUUUUAAAUAAAUAUUUACAUAUGACCACUAAGUUAUUAAAGCGUUUUAAAUAGAUUUUAAAUUGGUUGAUUGAGCUAUUGGAUAUGGUAUUUAUCGUUAUUUUGCAACUAUUUCAUUUGAAUCUUUUAAGACAUACUUUUGCUUCUAGAACUUUUUGUUGACGUCAAUGGCGGAACCAGUACGCACUAUAAUUUAUUUAUUUUGAUUAACAAUUUAGCACCUAUACUAAUCCCGCUUGUAAAUAAUCGUCAGAUAUUUUAAUUAUCACUGUAUUUAUGCUCUUGUUCCUUACAAAUGUUGAUUAGAAAAAAAAUUGCUAUUGAAAAACAAUAAGGAUGGUUAAGAUUUAUAAAUUUUAAACAAGUUUAUGUCUUGUGUGUCAAAAACUGUACGUACAUAUCUGUUUGUUCUCAAGUUUUGAAAUUAUGUAUUUUCUGAAGAUUUGUUGUCGCACAGUUAUUAAAAGUAGAAUGUGUGAAUCGUUGGACAACGUUGUAAUAUUAAGGGCGUGACAUUGAAUUUUGUCUCCAGCGAAGGUAAUUUGUAAAAUGUUAUUAUUAUAUUAACGUAAUUAUCAACUCUCUUAUUCACAAUUAGUUAUUGGAGGUUUCUGAGUCCGUUUAUAAAAAGUCUGUCUGUGAAAGUAUAGAUCACAUUAUGAAUAAAACUUUUUACAGCUUGCUUCUAACAGCCUCAUAAACCUACGAUAAUUCAAUGAAUAACAGUGUUAUUAAUGUACUAAAAGUAUCUUUAAUGCGACUGUUUAAUACGUAUUUAUCAACGAAAUAUUUCGACCAAAUGCAGUAGUUUAAUAUUAAAUUUUGUGUACAUAAUGUAGUGAAUAUUAAUAUUUCCAAAAAAGUAUAAGUAUCCACUAAAAAUACUAAAUCGCUGAUGACAAAACUAAUGUUCAUAUUGAUAUCAUUGAUUUGAUGUGCUUCCACACAUGUACUGUAAUGUUGUUAUUUAUAUUGCACGAGUGUUGCUACUUGCUAGAGUAUGGAUUCGGCCACAUGUAACUCCACGGCUGUCGUUCCGCGUACCCUGGAAUUAUAUGGCGCGAGCAGCUUCUAACACCGGUCACUCACAUUCGCACGAAUACGCAAACCCGCAAGUGUAGGACCACAUUUGCAAAUGAUUAUGCAAAGUUUUCGCUGCAUUCGUGGUUUUCC
Messenger RNA from Bombyx mandarina (wild silkworm), 3550 nucleotides. RefSeq names its product uridine phosphorylase 1. The record is from RefSeq and is a predicted model, not a curated record. Gene Ontology annotation, molecular function: uridine phosphorylase activity. Gene Ontology annotation, biological process: nucleotide catabolic process; uridine catabolic process. Gene Ontology annotation, cellular component: cytosol; cytoplasm. Lineage: Eukaryota; Metazoa; Arthropoda; Insecta; Lepidoptera; Bombycidae.